GAGGGAGACUCCGGGCUGCUGUACCUUCUGAAGCCCGGCAGAGAGAAAGCGUUGCUCCAACGCGUGGUGGUCUUCAGCAAGUACUGCAACUCCAGCGACAUCAUGGACCUGUUCUGCAUUGCCACUGGCCUGCCUCGGAACACGACCAUCUCCCUUCUAACCACAGACGAUGCCAUGGUCUCCAUCGACCCCACCAUGCCUGCCAAUUCAGAACGCACUCCCUACAAAGUGAGGCCUGUGCCCUCCAAGCAGCUCUCUGAGAGAGAAGAACUAAUCCAGAGCAUGCUGACCCAGGUGGCAGAGCAGUUCUCAAGAGCAUUUAAAAUCAACGAGCUGAAGGCUGAAGUUGCAAAUCACCUGGCAGUGCUGGAGAAAAAAGUCGAAUUGGAAGGACUAAAGGUGGUGGAGAUUGAGAAAUGCAAGAGUGACAUUAAGAAGAUGCGGGAGGAGCUGGCAGCCAGAAGCAACAGGACCACCUGUCCCUGUAAAUACAGUUUUUUGGAUAACAACAAGAAGUUGACACCUCGACGCGAUGUCCCCACUUAUCCCAAGUACCUGCUUUCCCCAGAGACCAUAGAAGCCCUCCGGAAGCCGACCUUCGACGUGUGGCUUUGGGAGCCCAACGAGAUGCUGAGCUGCUUGGAGCACAUGUACCACGACCUGGGCCUGGUCAGAGACUUCAGCAUCAACCCCAUCAUCCUCAAGAGGUGGCUGCUCUGCGUGCAGGACAACUACAGGAACAACCCUUUCCACAACUUCCGGCACUGCUUCUGUGUGGCACAGAUGAUGUACAGCAUGGUCUGGCUCUGCAGCCUCCAGGAGAAGUUUUCCCAAAUGGAUAUCUUGAUCCUAAUGACAGCAGCCAUCUGCCAUGAUCUAGACCAUCCAGGAUACAACAACACGUACCAGAUCAACGCCCGCACGGAACUGGCCGUCCGCUACAACGACAUCUCCCCACUGGAGAACCACCACUGUGCCGUGGCCUUUCAGAUCCUUGCCCAGCCCGAGUGCAACAUCUUCUCCAAUGUGCCUCCAGAGGGGUUCAAGCAGAUCCGACAGGGGAUGAUCACGUUAAUCCUGGCCACUGACAUGGCAAGACAUGCAGAAAUUAUGGAUUCUUUCAAAGAAAAAAUGGAGAAUUUUGACUACAGCAACGAGGAGCACAUGACCCUGCUGAAGAUGAUUUUGAUAAAAUGCUGUGAUAUCUCUAACGAGGUCCGUCCCAUGGAAGUUGCAGAGCCCUGGGUGGACUGUUUGUUAGAAGAAUAUUUUAUGCAGAGUGACCGUGAGAAGUCAGAAGGCCUUCCUGUGGCCCCGUUCAUGGACCGAGACAAAGUGACCAAAGCUACAGCCCAGAUUGGGUUCAUCAAGUUUGUCCUGAUCCCGAUGUUUGAAACGGUGACCAAGCUCUUCCCCGUGGUUGAGGAGCUCAUGCUGCAGCCCCUCUGGGAGUCCAGAGAUCGGUACGAGGAGCUGAAACAAAUCGACGAUGCCACGAAAGAGCUGCAGAAGGAGACCGGGAGCUUGACGUCGGGGGCCACCGAAAAGCCCAGAGAGAAAAGCAGAGAUGUGAAAAAAAGCGGAGACUGUGUCUGAAGAAGACAGGAGUGUGGGCUGCCUUCCAGGCCACGCUGGCUGAGCCUCGCGGACCGUCUGUGCAGGAACCGUCACUCUGGGCGCCUGGCACCACAAGACCACAUUUUCUAGGAACCAUUUUGUUCACUGAUACAAAAAAAAAAAGGAAUUCAUGAUGCUGUACAGAAUUUUUAUUUUUAAACUGUCUUUUAAAUAAUAUAUUCUUAUACAGAAAUGGGUACUGUACUCUUUUUUGGUGGAGUUGUGUUUCCCGGUGCUGCUUCUGAGAAGUUCUCACGUGGACACAAAGGACACGGUGCUUUUUUUCACAGACGUGUCUUAGAAGAACUGACCAGUGCAAUGUGAUGCAUAUGUCUGUGUAAAUUCAGCAUUAAAUGUCAGAACGGUGCCAGAGCACAAGGACACAUGCAUGUCCUGUGUUUAUGAGCAGAGCGAGGCAUCGGUGCCAUGUGUGGGAGACUGGGGGACUGACAGGCUGGUCAGCCUACCUAGACUGUAGGCAUGUGUCAGAGCAAAUGCAUGCACGAUUGGGGGGACACACAGGGUGGGGCACUCAUGUACCGGGAGAUGGGGGUUUAACAUUUAAAUCCUCAGAUAAUAAAAAAAAGAUGCGUUUACGCA
Galeopterus variegatus (Sunda flying lemur) is the source of this 2217-nucleotide messenger RNA. RefSeq names its product phosphodiesterase 9A (gene PDE9A). The coding region runs from base 103 to 1596 and encodes 497 amino acids. Gene Ontology annotation, biological process: cGMP catabolic process. The record is from RefSeq and is a predicted model, not a curated record. Gene Ontology annotation, molecular function: 3',5'-cyclic-GMP phosphodiesterase activity. NCBI's taxonomy places the organism in Eukaryota, Metazoa, Chordata, Mammalia, Dermoptera, Cynocephalidae. The transcript is spliced from 19 exons.